CACUGCUCCACUGAGGGACUGAGUGAGUGAGGCACACGGAGAUUAAGAAAAACGGACAGUAGAAAGAAAGACAUGUGACAGUAAAGGAGCUCACUGAACUGUGGCUUUUCUACUUUGUAUGGGAGGCAGGAAACCACACAACUACCUGUCGAGAUGGGAAGUACAACCCUCCCAGUGUACCUCAACGUGACUGCGGGGAUGUUCAACUCGUCAUCAGACCAAGAUAAGAACGAGGAGGGCUACAGCGAGUUAACCAUGAUCGUGCUGGGCAUCGUCAUGUCCUUACUCGUCCUCGUCAUUGUGUUUGGCAACAUCCUGGUCAUCAUAGCCAUCGCUCGCUUCCAGCGUCUCCAAAAUGUCACCAACUGUUUCAUCACCUCCCUGGCCUGCGCUGACCUGGUCAUGGGUCUCGUUGUGGUUCCCUUCGGUGCCUGCUACAUCAUCUUUAAGACCUGGCACUUUGGACGUUUCUGGUGUGAGUUCUGGACCGCGACUGAUGUGCUCUGCGUGACUGCAAGCAUCGAGACCCUGUGUGUCAUCGCCAUCGACCGGUAUUUGGCCAUCACCUCUCCGUUCCGCUACCAGUCGAUCCUGACCAAGUGCAAGGCUCGCAUUGUGGUCGUGCUGGUGUGGGUGAUUGCCGCCUUGACGUCUUUCCUGCCCAUCUACAUGAAGUGGUGGAUAUCGGAUGAUGAGGAGGCGACGGUCUGCAAACAGAACAGCAAUUGCUGCGAGUUCGACACCAACAUGGCUUACGCCAUCACCUCUUCUAUCAUCUCCUUUUACCUCCCCCUGGUCAUUAUGGUCUUUGUCUACAGCCGCGUAUUCCAGGAGGCCAAGCGGCAACUGAAGAAAAUUUACCAAAGCGUUGGACGUUUUCAAAACAACGACAACAGCCACCUCAGAUCUCUGGAGGCCAACAACGGGCGUGGCAACAAGAAGGUCAGGUUUUGCCUGCGGGAACACAAAGCCCUAAAGACACUGGGCAUCAUCAUGGGGAUCUUCACCCUUUGCUGGUUGCCCUUCUUCUUGCUGAACGUGGUGGUGGCCAUAUGGAAGGUGAAGGGCAUUGACCUCACCUUUAGGAUACUCAACUGGAUUGGCUACGCGAACUCUGCCUUCAACCCGCUCAUUUACUGCCGGAGCGCCGAGUUCAGGUAUGCCUUCAAGGAAAUCCUCCGCAUGAAGAGGAACCGCCUCAGCAACCCGGGGCCAGUGAACGGAUACGUCUACGACAGGAACAGCUGGCAGAGCGAGCCGCACGGCAGGAGUAAAUGUAGCCUGGAAGACAGCGAGACUAACGAAGGGUGUCAGGGUAAAACAGCGGAGGGCUGCGGCGCCGUGGACAAAGCUGUGGACCCCAAUGGGAAUUGCAACAAAGGCCUAUCGACUGUAAUGACUGUCGUGUUAACUGGGAGCCCCUGAGACUUCUGUCAAUAGGGAGAUCGACACAUGUUUACACAGCUGCCGUAGACUUUUAAAACUUUGUAAAAAUGAAGGUAAGACCAGUCAAACCAGCUGGUAGAGACUCCUUCCCAGAAACUGUAAUAUUCAUGAGGAGCGGAGGAAAGUAUUUAUCUAUAAACUCAGUAAAUGAAUCCUGCAGGUUGAUCACUUUUGUUACAUUUCCCAUGUUAAACUUUCAUCUACCUCAUCACUUCUUUAACAUUUUACUCUCAUCUGAGAAUUUCACGACUACCUGUCACACUAGUGUCUCAGAUGUUUCUUUACUUAUUAUCUGGCUCAGAUUAAAUGUAUGGGCAUGUUUCUUCUUUCGGAAGUUCAUGGAACAAGAUCUAAAAAUGUAUUACAUCAAUUUAUUAAUGCAUUAUCUAUAGAUUUAUUACAAAAAAGUGUAAUUGGAGGCUUUAAAUGUCUCAUUAGACAAUUUGGCAUAAAUAGUGAGCAAUUUUUCCUUCAGAGAAUGCACCUACUCUACACCUAAUGCUUCUUUGGUGCUUAGUUUGAAGAAAUACAUUCCAAUCUACCAAAAUCUGAAUAUGGCUUGAUUUCAUAAUUCUCAUAGUUUUUACAUUCUAGUUAUUAUUUCUAUUUAUUCAGCGGCUCAGCAGUGCCGUGAGGCCCCACGGCCCGCUCUAGUGUUUUACAGCCUGGGUGUUCUUGUAGCAAGAAGAUUGCACCAGAUAUGUGAAGUUAUCUCACUGCGGCAAGCCUGUAAAUGCAUGGGGUCGUCCUCAAAAGCUUGUUGUAACAGCUAGAUUCCAUUUUGAGCUGUUAAGAUAUAUAAUAUCUUAAACAGGUGGCAUUAAUGUGGUUAAUCCUGGGUAUUGACCUUUUAAAGCUUGCACCUGUCAUAGAUAUAAAUGCACAGUGUUUAACACGGUUUUCUACUGCACAACCCUCCAGUCAUGUCUUGCUUUGUGCUUAACUUGCUGAAAAUGUAAACCAGUAUUUGACCCACGAUGAAGCCAUUAGAUUAGCAUACUGUAAACUAUGAGUCUUUCCUGUUCCCCUUAUGUGGCGGUAGCAAAACAGUUAUUUCUGUCGUUUCUUAAAUUGUGGGGUUUCUGUGUUUCGGCAUGUACAGUGUUGACUGAAACCAGAGAAGCUGUUUCCUUAGCCAUGGCACAGGGUACAAAACCACACACAAUAAUAAACAGUGCGUCGAAAUAUGGCCGUGCGAUAACACCAUCCAGGCCAGAGACUGGUCUUGACUACUCAGAGGCCGAUUAAUUGAGAUGACAAAAUAAGUCCCGAGCAGUGCACCAUUGUCUCCCUGACGUUUCCCAGUCUCCCUGACUCUAAACAUAUGUCUGGAUGUCUGGGAAACGCGUCUAACAUUUGCAUAUGGGAGCAGUGCUGUUUCCGUCCGUCUACUUUUGUUGCUGCAUGGUGCAAAGUCUCCAGGAAAUGCCGCCAAUCCAGCUGAGCCCAGCGUGAAUAACACAAAUAAAUCCGUUAUCUCUAGCGUUUAGCGGGAUAAUCAGAUUACCCCCUCUUCGGAAACGCUGAAAUAGAUUAGUAAAUUGCAAAGUAUACACUUUCCUAUCGGAAUGAUGACUUUGGAUGACGGCUUGAACUGGAGAAUUCACCGACUUUUUCCACGCCACGCGACAGGUGUGGGCCCUUUUCCCCUGUCAGUUUGGCGUCCUGAUCAAAGUGACAGCAUGCUAAAUGUGGCUAUAGAAGUCGAGGGGGGGGGGGAGCACAGACUCACUGUCAGCGUCUAAAUCUGUGUUUGUGACCUGUGUUUUAGUGCAUGUAGCGUUGCCUCUGGUCAUCUGACUCGAGUCAAAACUGUGAACUUUGUCCCCUCACAGGAAUUCAUAUGUACUGUAUUGCUAGGUUUGGUCAGUGCUGUUGUCCCUUACUUUAGGAAUAGACGUAAAUAUGUUGUGAUCUGUCAGUGUUUGCCAUGUGAAAAACAAAGUUUCCCAUCUGUUGAUAUUUUUUGCUGUUUAUCUUUUCCAUGGAUUUACAGCAAAGUAAAUGCAAAGGUUGAAUGUCAUAAGAAAUGUUCCCCAGGUUGAUAUUUUUCCCCCCCAGCAUUUUCACUGUACAACAAUCCACAAAACGGAUAAAGAUUCAAGACCAACAUUUUGACAAGAGCACGAUUGUCACUAAAUUGAAAAAGGGUGUAAACGUCCGUCAUUGGAGGAAGGACUUUGCGUGCAUGUGUACGAGAUGGUUUUGCAUGUCUGCUUUAUCUCAUUAUGGUGAUGUGUAUGUGGUGCCACUUACAAGUGAUCCGUCAAAGUCCAAGAAGAGUGGGUUGUGAAAGGUACGUCCACACUGCUCCCUCCUGGCAGUGGCCUCUCCUUGCACCUCAGCUGUCUCAGAGUUAUUAAUGGUUACCGUUACAUCAAUACACCUGUAUAAUAAGAGGGAACGUCAUUCACGUCUGGAGGACACACAACAAAGUCACAUGCAAUGAGUCUUGAAUCCUUAAUUAAUGCUAAAACAUUCCAAGUAGAGCAGACGGUUUGUUUACCGAUGCACACGAUGAACAUUCAGUUCUCACUAAUUUGGCCUGAGAUCACCCAUCGUAACCACUGGUACCAACUCUGCACACAUGAAAGGUUAUUUUUAAAGUGGAUUCUGAGUUAAAGACAAGUGUAAAAGACUUUAUUGCAACGUCUCAUGUGUAUUUAUAUUGUGUUACGAUGAACGCUGAGGUGGGUUCAUGCUAAUGUUAUCCUCACUUAUCCAUUGUUCCUACUUCAUAAAAGUCACAGUAGUCCACGUACACAACUCCCCACGGUUUAGCGUAGCGUCGUUUAGCUCAAGGCACGAGACAUUUGUUUCGGAACAAUUGAAAGCAAGUUUGAGUUUGUGAACUGUAAAUAACUGCUGCCUGAAGAGUUCACUUGUGCCAUUGUAUUUUUGUGGAAGUCCUCUUUCCGCUUUGUGACAAAAAAAAAAAAGCGAGAGUCAUGAGAAACUGCAGCGUCGCGGCACGGAUUUCGAAGGUGGAUUGCCUUGAGCGGUUUGUGAACGUGAUCUCUCUAUGAAAGUUAAUGUGUACGUUGCUUUUGCCAGAAUUUUAAAAAACAAACCUAUUACAUGUGAAUGUUUUUUUUUUUUUCUGACCGAAAGGAACCGUCACUCAGUUGAAUGUUUACUAAAUGUUUGCAAACCCUGUUUUUGCACAAGUUGCUGUCACUGUUUGUCAAGAUACAGAGCCUGCUACAACAUGUGGUGUCCUGUGGUAUUUAUGAAAACACAAUUGUAACAUUGGUAUUGAAAUA
This is a messenger RNA of Pungitius pungitius (ninespine stickleback), 4709 nucleotides long. RefSeq names its product adrenoceptor beta 2, surface a (gene adrb2a). The transcript is spliced from 2 exons. Gene Ontology annotation, molecular function: beta2-adrenergic receptor activity; norepinephrine binding. Bases 154 to 1425 code for a protein of 423 amino acids. Lineage: Eukaryota; Metazoa; Chordata; Actinopteri; Perciformes; Gasterosteidae. Gene Ontology annotation, biological process: adenylate cyclase-activating adrenergic receptor signaling pathway; norepinephrine-epinephrine-mediated vasodilation involved in regulation of systemic arterial blood pressure; negative regulation of smooth muscle contraction. Gene Ontology annotation, cellular component: plasma membrane. The record is from RefSeq and is a predicted model, not a curated record.